UAGCCGUUGAUCAGAGGGACCGAGAAAAAGAAGAUGGUGUCAAUGGCUAGAAUCUUCAUGGGCAUUGGUGCAUGUGCUCUCCUGAUCAUGGUUUUGGCAGGGGGAGCCAUGGCACAAAAUGGGCCACCAAAGAAAGUUAGCUGCGAAUCGAAGGAGUACCCGAAAUGCUACGAUCUGGUGCACGUGUGCCCGAAAUAUUGCAGAGACUCGUGCGAGGUCGACUGUGUCACGUGCAAGCCCGUGUGUAAGUGUGACCAGCCAGGUGCAGUGUGCCGGGACCCACGGUUUAUCGGCGGCGACGGUAUAAUGUUCUACUUCCACGGAAAGAAGGACCGCGACUUCUGCCUUCUCUCCGAUUCCAAUCUCCACAUCAACGCCCACUUCAUUGGCAAGCGCAAUCCCGCCAUGAAACGGGACUUCACGUGGGUCCAAUCCAUCGCUAUCCUCUUCGACAAUCACCGUCUAUUCGUGGGUGCCCAAAAGACAGCAACGUGGGAUGAGGCUGUUGAUCGUCUCGCACUCACCUUCGACGGAGAACCCAUCUUCCUCCCACAAGGCAAAGGAGCCCAAUGGCAAUCGACGGUCUUGCCGAGCGUGUCCAUCACAAGAUCACAUGAUACUAAUGGGGUCAUAGUCGAAGUUGAUGGGAACUUCAGGAUCACCACGACCGUGGUCCCCAUCACCAAAGAAGAAUCUCGAGUGCAUGGAUAUGAUGUAACCGACGAAGACUGUAUGGCCCACCUCAACCUGGGAUUCAAGUUCUACUCAUUGACUGGCGAUGUGACUGGCGUGUUGGGUCAGACAUAUGGGAAGAACUAUAUAAGUAGGGUGAAUAUGGGUGUAGCCAUGCCUGUGAUGGGUGGUGAUCGGGAGUUUGCUGUUACGAGUCUCUUUGCUGCUGACUGUGAAGUCUCUCGAUUCAACGGUAUCGGGGCUUCCUCGGGUAAUGCGGAGUUUGCAAGCCUAAGCUGUGGAAGUGGCAUUGGCGGACGUGGUGUAGUAUGCGAGAGAUAG
Molecule: messenger RNA, 1014 nt
Organism: Magnolia sinica
Lineage: Eukaryota; Viridiplantae; Streptophyta; Magnoliopsida; Magnoliales; Magnoliaceae
Exons: 2
Coding region: 34-1014 (326 amino acids)
Source: RefSeq, a predicted model, not a curated record